AUGGCCCCACGUUCGCUCCUUCCCGCAAUCGUCAUGCUCGGUCGCUCGCACACACCCCUCCGCCCCUCCAACAGGUUUAUGCAGCCAGAGUCCCCUGCCGAAUUCGAAAACGCCUCCUUUCCACCAGUCGCCCCCGAAGCCCUCGAAUCCACCUCCCAGCAUGGACAGCGCCGCGACGAUGACCCGCAGCCUCCUCUGCAACCUCACUCAGGUGGGUCGCGAGGAGAUUCCGAGUCACCGUCCGGUGGCGACACGCGCGACGCGACGCGGUCCGCGUCACCCAGCGCGGGCGCCGAUGCUGAGACCGAGGGAUUGAAGGGUCUCAGGCUGUCGACGCCGCCGCCGCGGAACAGAAUCGACGAAUACGAGAAAGCGCUCUCCAAGUCAGCGCGCAAGAACCCGGAAGGGCCUCUCUUUGAGGUUAUCAAGAGCGUGCGAAAGCCGGACGAUAAGCGCUCCCCUAUCGCGCAUUUGCCCAACGAGAUCCUGAUCCACGCCAUUGCACACCUGUCGCCGAACGAUCUCGCGGCUGUCGCGCUUGUUUCUCGGCGCUUCAACGAUCUCGUUACGACGCCGCACGCAUGGCAAGUAGCCUUCGCGCGCUACUUCCCGGGCCCUGGCGCGCUCGAAGAUGCUGCUAUCAACGCGGCUUUGGAGGAUAAUGGUGACAUUGUGCGGUCGGAGAAGAGGAUAUUCACGAGGCUCACCGCGUUGGCAUCAUGGCGCAGUGAAUACAUCCUGCGCACCAGGAUGCUGCGCUCCUUGGUUCGCGGCAAGCCUAUGCAAGACGCCCCGACCCCGUCGCGGGCUGGCCUGGUGCAGAGUGUGCUACCAGUAGUGACCUACGACGCCAAGACGUACACGACGAUCAACCAUAUACAUGCUUCGUUUGGCAGUGGCCUGAAUAAGAAGGAGCCGCGGUUCAUCCACGGUGCAGACGACGUUGGCAUGUCCACGACGAGCGACCCGACUAUCGCAAAGGUCGAUCCAUGGGGCCAGAGCGAUCCCAACUUCUACAGCCAGUUUUCCGAACGCUUCCCAGGGACUGCGGAGUGGGGCCUUGGGUCCGGUGAAGUGGUGGGACGACCAAAUGUCAUGGAUGUGUCGCAGCCUCACGGCAUGAUAUACGGCCAGGGCUGUCCGGAAGGCUCUUGCUACUACCGCGCGACCGACGAGAUGCGCGGUCGCUUCAUCGCAGACCCUCUGGACUUCAGCAGUCCCGAAUUUGGAGUCCCCAAACUGGGCGUGGACGGUGGCGCUAUCUGUAGCGUCUGGAUCGCAAAGUCCAACACGAUACCAACACUUUCCGAGGGCGUCAUUGGAAUGCUGAUGGGCUCUGCUGCAGGUGUGGUGACUGCCUGCAGUCUCGGCACGGAUGGUGUAAAGGCGGCCCGUCUGCAAAAGGGCGAGCUUACUGCUCGCUGGAUCCUCAGUCCUGGUGUUCCAAUCAUCUCGAUUGUUGUCGACGAUAACUACUCUACGAAACGGCAGACUCAGAACCGCAUCUGGGCGGUAGCUCUCAAUGCACUUGGAGAAUUGUUCUACCUGACCAAGUUUCCCACCCGCAGUCACGCCAUUACAACCGACAUUGCGGAACCUACCGAGUACUUGGCUUGGCUGACCGGACGGAGUGUUUAUUGGAACCUAGUCGAGCCCAGUAGGCGUACUGCCAGACCGGACCCUUAUAGCGAUGCCGAGAUUGAUGGCAGUUAUUCUCCGCGCACAUCGUGGGACGGCAUGUGCUUGGGCAAGCAGCAGAUUGCUGCGGAGACGAGAGAGAUCCAGCAGUUUCUUCGCAAACCGCCCAAAGACUUUCGAAAGUCUUGUCUUGGCUGGGAUAUGCGCAGGCGCCUCGAGGUCGAUUUCGCUGGAGACGAUGGCAACGACGCAGGUGAAGCACUAGUCAUCCUUGAAUGUGGUCUUGACGAAGGUACCACUGCGGAGGUCACACGCUUCACUCGAUGGAGAUCGAGCGACAGAGACAAGAGUACCGCUACGUCUACUCGCACUGCGACGCCGCAAUUGUCCCAAGGUCCGUCACUCUUCGGUGGCCCUGGGGUCAGCACACCAGUCACUAUCCAGGCACCAUUACGGAAUCGCAGCUCCUCCUACAUGUCGACCAGUAGCUCACCCGAGCCGGCUAGCCUUGUGGAAGAGUGGCGGUCCUCCAAGUUCAACUUCGGUGGUUUCAAGAAUACUCGACUGAUCGUGUCGGCGCUGGACAGUUCGACCUUUGCCACGCUUACCCUGUCUGAAGAUCCAGCGCUGGGGUUCUCGACAGCAUCGACAGCAUCGUCGCCAUACGCGUCACCGAUGUCAGUGGCAAGCCAGCCAGCCUCGCCUGCAGACAUUCCUGGUCAACGAGCGCGCUUCCUCGCAGUAGGCACCAAGAGCGGGACGGUGAUUGUGUGGGAUGUGAGAGCGCCCGUCUCACGGUCGUCCGAGUAUCCCAAUAAUGUCGAGCCUCUUCGCAUUAUUUAUACCGACUCUCCCGAGAUUUCGUCACUAGCUUUGACAUCUCUCUACCUCGUUGCUGGCGGCAACGACGGACUGGUCCAGGCUUGGGACCCACUCGCGUCCAGUAUGUCGCCCAUUACAACAUUGCAUUCGCGCCAUGCAACUCGCGCUCGCAGACGUCUCGUACAAGCGCAAGCCUCUGCUCAGGGUGUCGGCAUCAACAUGUUUGCAGCUGGUGCUGUGUGCAUCGAUCCGGACCCAACAGUUCUGCGCGGUGUGGUCUCGCUUGGCAAUCAGCUCCGCUGGUGGAGCUUCAGUUCAUCUGCGGCUGACCAGUACAAGAGCAGCAAACGUCGCCUUCGUCGCGCAGAGCGGGGCACGAACCAAGCCAAUGAUCGCUUCACUGGAACUGGGCGGGUGAACUUGAAGGGCUACAUUGAGAACGAGCAGUUCGAGCUGGAGCGGGACAAGAUACAGAGACGCAAGCAGGCUGAGCGGCAAGCAGCUCGGUACGGGACUGAGCUGCUUGAAGACGAAGACGAAGCACUAGCAUACGCUCUGCUUCUUUCACAAGAGAACGCAGAGAUUGAGGAGAAGAAGCGCCGCGAGAGCGAGUUCAUUGAGUUGUCUCGCCAGGAGACCAUCAAGCCUGAGCCCAGCAGCACUGCCCAACCUUCUUCCCACAAUGCCGCCGACCCAGGCGACGAAGACCUCGACCCCGACAUCGCCGAAGCCAUCCGCCUCUCUCUCGCCGAGAGCAACGGCGCCGACCCUUUCUCCUCCGACCCUUUCGAGCCCUCCCCCUUCGACAUCCCCAUCAAGUACGCCAAGGGCAAGAAGUACGCCUCCAGUUCUCCCUGGAACACGCCAGCAAAGAAGGGCAAAGCGGGUGCGAGCUCAAACAACGGGAAUGAGCUGAGCGAUCUGGAGUUCGCGAUGCAGUUGAGUCUCGCAGAGGAGCAGAGCAGGAGGGACAUGGAAGAGGACCAGUUCCCGGCGCUGAGUCCGAGAUUGGGGAGUGGGAAGGGGAAGGGGAAGGCGAGGGGGUGGUAG
Molecule: messenger RNA, 3510 nt
Organism: Boeremia exigua
Lineage: Eukaryota; Fungi; Ascomycota; Dothideomycetes; Pleosporales; Didymellaceae
Exons: 2
Coding region: 1-3510 (1169 amino acids)
Biological process (GO): proteasome-mediated ubiquitin-dependent protein catabolic process
Cellular component (GO): cytosol; nucleus; proteasome regulatory particle, base subcomplex
Molecular function (GO): polyubiquitin modification-dependent protein binding
Source: RefSeq, a predicted model, not a curated record